Molecule: messenger RNA, 1260 nt
Organism: Mesorhabditis belari
Lineage: Eukaryota; Metazoa; Nematoda; Chromadorea; Rhabditida; Rhabditidae
Source: the annotation of a GenBank genome assembly
AUGCCUAACAUUUAUUCAAGUGCAAUUGUGCCGAUCUAUCCACCCUAUCUCAACUUUUCAACUAUUCACGUAAUUAUUUGUAGCCUCUUUGUUUGUACGAUAUCCUGGGCGUGCACGAGCAUAACUUUCAUCAUUGGAUGUGACAGUCUAAUCUCCACGGCCGCGCUUCAUGCAAGUGAAAAAACGAAACGAAUGCAACGGAAAUAUUUUCAGUCACUUUGUAUUCAACUAUCGAUUCCGCUAAUAUCUCACUCAUUGCCCUGGUUCUACUAUGCCGCAAUUAUUGCCACUAGUCAAGACUUCAUUAAUCAGCUUCAGAUCGCCAACAAAUUCCUCAUCAAAGAAAGAGUGGGUCUACUCUCUGAUUACCAAAAAGAUCAAUUUGAAGCCAAUGUAGAAGAGUUCAAAAGAGAAAAGGCUGUUAAAAUGGUUAAUAUUUACGAAGAGUGGACAGGAAAAGCCGAUUCUCCUCGCGUCAAAAUUGUCAACCUGGUUUAUCAAAGAAAUUCUAAACAGCCAGAAAAACGGAGUUGGACGCCGACUUAUGAAGGGAAAUUGAUCGGAAUGCCUAGUGUAUGGUUUUCUGUGCUCACGGAAGAGGAUGAAGAAGAGGAUGAAGAAGAGGAUGAAGAAGAGGAUGAAGAAGAGGAUGAAGAAGAGGAUGAAGAAGAGGAUGAAGAAGAUGUAAUUUCGAAACUUCCUGGUUUUGGUUGGGAUCGAUCAAUCAAAGUAAAAGUCGAAAAACGUUCCAAACUUGCAAAUAUCCUUGUUAAACAAUGGGCCAAUUCUUUGUUGGAUAAUACAUAUGAAUCACCACGCCAAACGGAGCCUAUAUCGGAUGAAGUGGAAACUCUGAGCGGUGAACUGAAAAUUCCGAGCGGUGAACUGAAAACUCUUUUACUGGACAGCUUGAAUUGGAAGGACAAAUGGAAGAAUUGUAAUGGAACGAAAGAAUGCAGCUGGAAUCAAGAUGGUUACAUGGUUAAAACAACAAUGGCUCACCGAGUUUCAAAAUUUGAAAGCAAUCGUAAACUAUCCGAGACUCCGAAUCCGCAUUGGGGCCUUGUGUAUAAUGAAAAAUACGAUGGUGCCCUUGUUGGCUGUGUUGGAACUUUUUUUGGAACGACGCUUUUUAAUAAUGGUCUUCCUAGCAAAUCCCCGUAUCCAACUGGUGGGACGGCUAAAAAAGAAUACCAUCGAAUGACUAUGGAGUUACCUUCAGAAGCUGUUAAACUAUGUGUUGACAAGGCAAAAAGAGGA